Molecule: messenger RNA, 1707 nt
Organism: Rhizophagus irregularis DAOM 181602=DAOM 197198
Lineage: Eukaryota; Fungi; Glomeromycota; Glomeromycetes; Glomerales; Glomeraceae
Biological process (GO): vacuole inheritance; positive regulation of phosphatidylinositol biosynthetic process; protein localization to vacuolar membrane
Cellular component (GO): fungal-type vacuole membrane; PAS complex
Source: RefSeq, a predicted model, not a curated record
AUGUCUUCUAAUAUAGUUAAUUCACAACUUGGGCAAAGUUCACAAAAUUCGAACCAAAUGUCCAUUAGUAUGCCAACUCAAUCCACAAUUUCUGAAGAAUCACCACAAAGUUACAGUUGUAGUGUGAGCAGUGGCAGUUCAACUAUUUCAAAUAAUACACAACUGGAGAUAUCACAACAGCCACAGCAGCCACAGCCACAGCAAAAACCAGUAAUUCAACCACCUCAUUCACCUUCCCGCACAAAAAAGUUGGUGGACAAAUUCGCUACGCUUUCCCCAAGAAUCAUGAAAAAUAAAUCUGAUAGACAAUUAAUUGUAGAAACUGCCUAUUGUAACCGAAAUGCAAAAAAGGAUAAUACACAGUCUGAACAGCGGCCUAAUAAAGCGGUAGAAACUGUGAAACAUUCAAAAAAGAAAAAGCGUGCACCAAUCAACAUAACCGAAGGAAUGUCACGAGCUGAUAUAUUUGCUGCUAAUGUUGCCAGCGCUGUAGAUGCUGCUGAAGAUGCUGAUGAAGAAGAAGAUUAUAUAUAUAGCAACGAUCACUCUCGCGCAUCAUCUGUGACGAGUUUAUCUAGUGGACCGCCGCAAUUACAGCCAUUUUCAUACCCACAUAUGCCAUCUGAUAAUAAUUAUGGAUAUCCUUCUUAUCACAUGCCUCCUAAUAUGUACGGUGCGAUUCCAAAUUCACACCGCCCAUACAGUAAUUAUUUACAUCGUCCUCCGUUUUACGGUUAUUACAAUAACACAUCUGGAACAGACAAUGUAGCUCCAAACCAAUUUAAUCGAGGCGGUUCACAAAAUGAUUUUAAUAACCACAAUACUUAUAAAUCAAAUGGAGUUAUGCGAUCCUCACUACCCGACAUGUCUCAAUAUGUCUUUCAAUAUAAAAAGGGAUACCCUAAUUAUGGAUCUUCAAAUUAUCCUUAUAAUGCUUACAAUGAUUGGUAUGCUGAUGAUGAAAGAUUACCAUUAUUUGCACCAAAUUAUGAGACGCGCCAAAGACAAUCAUGCGUCCCGACAAUGUCUUCUUUAACAGUAAUCAUCGUAUUCCUUUUGGCAUCCUCUUAUUUAUUAUAUUUUGCAUCCACACGUCCAUUAACGGAUGUUAGUAUUACUGGUAUAUCAGAUAUUCUUGCCGCCGAUACAGAACUUAUAUUUAACAUUCAUGUAAAGGGCCGUAAUUACGGCCUUUGGAAUAUUGAGAUUGUAAGAUCAGAUCUUACCGUCUUUGCCACACCUAUAAAUAGUGUACCUGGUGGAAUUCCUGGUGGACCAGGAAGUCACUGGGACGAUGCCAAGGAUAGUGAACCUAUAAGUGAGGUUACACCUAGUGAACUAGGAAGUAUAUUACUUUUCGAUGAACCCCUCGUAUUUGCUGCUGGAUUUAAUAAAACAGGCGUAGUAAGUGAGCCGUCGGGACAAGUUAGAUUGAGAAAUCCUGGUGGCGAAGAAGGCCAAGAACGAUGGUCUUAUAUUGUAAGGCGACAAUAUGAUUUAACUAUACGUGGAUUUUUUAAAUAUAGUUUACCGUUCUCAAAAGAUCGUGUCGUUCGGGUGUGUUACGUAACAAGAGUAGAUGGUGGCAGCGAUUCAAGUGUUGGAUCAGAUGAUGGCCAUGACGAUAAACUUAUAAGUAAUAUAAGUAAUAUUGAUAAUGUCAUAAUGGGAGCAUGUGGUGACUGGGAAAAAGAGCAAGAUGAAUGA